Messenger RNA from Aspergillus affinis, 1092 nucleotides. RefSeq lists its product as uncharacterized. NCBI's taxonomy places the organism in Eukaryota, Fungi, Ascomycota, Eurotiomycetes, Eurotiales, Aspergillaceae. The transcript is spliced from 2 exons. The coding region runs from base 1 to 1092 and encodes 363 amino acids. The record is from RefSeq and is a predicted model, not a curated record.
AUGAUCGUCCGUCCGUUCCUGGUCGGGAGCGCUAUCGCUCUAGGCGCCAAUGCUUUGCUCGUCGUCCCCGAAUCCGAAGUCGACGCCGUCGCCCCUCUCGACGAUAUGACUCUUCGUCCGUUGGAGUCAUUGGCGGCCAGCCAGCAGGAAGUCAUUCUGGGCUGCACCGAAUGCCCGUUCCGGGAGGUCGACGAGAGUGGCAAGGUCAGCUGGACUGACGGCUUCGAAACUUCUCUGUCGUUGAACUUUUCGGUUGAAAAUGGAUUCUUGCUGGCCAACGACCGCCCCAUCUUCCCUCCCCCGCCGCCGACUCACUUGACCGCCGUCCAGCGUCGCUUGUCCGACGGCCAAGAGUCGGACCCUAUUGAUCUGGGAUACGCGGUUGAAAUGAUGCCGCUUCAGACCCCACCCGACGAGCCGAUGGACAUGGUGGCCGUCCGCUUUACUGUUCUUGACCUGGAUGGCCACCCCGUUCCCCUCGACACCGUGGCCCUCCACCUGGUCCACGACUCCGCCGCCAACCUGUUCCUGGCCAAGGCCACGAUCGAAGAAACCGCUCCGUCUCGCGUGUCCUGGAGGCAGUGCCGGGGCAAGCCCAAGUGUCUGAAACGGCUCUUGUUCGAUCGCAUCCGCAGCCUUUUCCACGCUGCCCGGGCCCGCGUGCUGGGACUCGGCGGCCCUCGACCGCACUGCGGAGGCCGGCCCCACGGAUUGGGACACCCUCCUUUCCCGCCUCACCACGGUCCCGGUCCGGAGGGUGACAUGAAGGGUCCCCCUCCUCCCCCCCACCACCACCAUCACAUGCACCACGGCCACUGGGAGCGCACCUUCUCCCGGGUCGUGCGCUUCAUCGUCGUACCGGCCAUCCUGGGCGUGUUGGCCGGACUGGCUGCCAGCGCUCUGGGAAUGCUGGUCGGUCAGAUCGUUGUCUUUCUCUGGCAACGCUAUCGCCGCUCCGGCUCCAAGCCCUCGGAAGAACGAGGCACCGUGGGCGAGAAGCAGGGCUUGAUGACCGAGGCCGCGGACGAGCUGCCUCCGGCUUACAGCGACGAGGAAAUGGCAUCUGAGGCGAUGCCCGCGGACAAGUCUUAA